GAAAUAUGUAAGCGGGAAAAACAAGAUGGCGGAAGUGGCUUGCGCAUCCUGCUCCGAAGAGCAGAGGAACACGCCCCAUAAUUUAGUUUUCACCAUCCACAGUUAUUCAAGUUGUACAGCGAAUUAUUCUCCAGAAAAUAUAUUGCAAGAUAACCCGAACGAUCAGUCUUCAAGAUGGUCAUCAGACAACAACUGUACACCCCAGUACAUCAUCCUCAAGCUAGAGUCAUGCUCCUUGGUGGACAGUAUCACCUUUGGGAAGUAUGAGAAAACCCAUGUUUGUAAUCUGAGAAAGUUCAUCAUCUGCGGAGGACUGACAGUAGACCACAUGGUUGAACUCGCAUCAAGUGGCCUAAAAAAUGAUAAUGUGAAGGAGAGCUUUUCACUCAAGUAUGUCGUGAAUGGGAAUCCAGUGCCUUGUCGUUAUAUCAAGAUUGUGCCUCUGCAGUCAUGGGGACCUUGCUUUAGUUACAGCAUCUGGUAUGUAGAACUGACAGGAAUAGCUGAACCAGACAUGGUACAACCCUGCCUUCUAAGUUAUAACGAGUAUCGAGAAAGCCAAGCCAUCAGAUUGUGCCUAAAGCACUUCCGUCAGAACAACUACAAUGAAGCCUUCCAGAGUUUGCAAAAGAGGUCAAAGGUCAAAUUAGAGCAUCCAUUGCUGACAGAGUUGCAUUGUAAACUGGUGAGAGAAGGACACUUUGAGAGAUGUGAACAGAUCAUCGACAUGGCUUCCCAGGACGGCCUCUUCAAUAUGUACAUUGCUAACCAAGACUACAAGCCCCUUUGGAAGCUUAUAGCACCCCUCACUGUUGGGGAGGAUGAGAGUAGACCUGGUAUGCGGGGUGGUCAUCAAAUGUGUAUGGAUGUUAAUACAGAGAUGAUCUAUUUAUUUGGUGGUUGGGAUGGUACUACUGAUCUGGCUGAUUUCUGGGUGUUUAGCGUCCAGGACAACGAAUGGACAUGUCUUUCCAAAAAUACUGAAGAAGAGGGUGGUCCCACCGCAAGGUCAUGUCACAAGAUGUGUAUUGACCCUAGCAGACAUCAGAUCUUUAUCCUGGGUAGAUACAUGGAUCAGACCAUGCGUAAUACCACACCAUUAAAGAGUGAUUUCUAUGUGUAUGACAUUGCAUCUGCUAAAUGGACGUUGAUAUGUGAUGACACAGGAGCAGAGGGUGGUCCUAGACUAAUCUUUGAUCAUCAGAUGUCCAUGGAUUCUGAGAAGUCUACCAUCUAUGUAUUUGGAGGGAGGGUCUUAACAAGUUCUUCUUCAUCGGAGGAUCGUCCAAGCGAAGGUUCUUUCAGCGGUCUCUACCUCUACCACAUACCUACUAACACAUGGCAGCUGAAGAGACCUGACUACAGUGCUCACCACCACCACCAUCAUCACCAUCAUCAUCUUCAUCUACAUGAUUUGAAACGCAAUACAAAGGACAUCAAGUCGAGAACGGGACAUUCUAUGCUCUUCCAACCGGAAUCCAGGAAACUUUUUGUCUUUGCUGGUCAGAGGGGGAAGGAAUACCUCAGUGACUUCUUCACAUAUAAUAUAGAUAACGAGGAGAUAGAACUGAUAUCUAGAGGAGGAAACACGGGGCAUCCAAGUGGAGUGCCUGUGGCUGGGUUCACUCAGAGGGCAACAAUAGAUCCUGAACUGGAUGAAAUUCAUGUUUUAUCUGGUUUGAGUAAAGACAAAGAUAAAGAGGACACCAUGAAGAAUUCAUUUUGGGUAUACUACAUCAAGCAGGAACGAUGGUCUUGCGUGUAUAAGAAUGAAAACAAUGACCAGCAGUACUGGAAACAACAGCAACAUGUAGAGCCUUGUCCGAGGUAUGCCCAUCAGCUUGUUUACGACCAUAUUCACAAGAGGCACUAUCUAUUUGGUGGUAACCCAGGCAACCAUAACAGACAGCGCCCUCGCUUGGACGACUUCUGGUCGUUGGAGCUUUGUAGACCCACUAAAGAAGAGUUGGUGAGGCGUUGCAAGUACCUGAUACGUCGUCAUAGCUUCCAGGAGACGGCCAUGGGCAACCCUAUGAUGGCCCUGUCCUACCUGCAGAGAGACCUGGCAGAGAUGGUCAAUCAUUCGGAUCCUGAAGAAACCAAAGAGUUCCAGCUCCUCGCUUCAAGACUUUUCAGCCCUGGUCUAGAGGUACCAGAACACCUCCUUAUGGGUCAAUGCACCGAAGACGCACCUCCUUUCUAUGCCAGCAGAACACAGCUGUAUGAUACCUUAGUGAGCUUCUUCCCUGUGGACAUGUCACAACCACACGACAACCUCAUUGACUGUAUACUGUGAUCUCAAGCUUUGAUCCAUACCCCGGCCAUGCGACCUUUGACCCAGGGCGAUGGUUAAACUUCACCAGUGAUUCGUCGAUAUGACCUUUGAUUCAGGAAUGUGAAAUUGGCUGUAAAGAAGGACUGUUGAAUCCAGUCAUUUGAUCCUGUGUUGUGACCUUUGACCCAGGGCGAUGGUAACUUCACCAGUGAUUCGUUCAUAUGACCUUUGAUCCAAGAAUGUGAAAUUGGCUGUGAAGAUGGAAUGUUGAAUCCGGUCACUUGAUCCUGUGUUGUGACCCAGGGGAUGAUUUAACGAUGUGUAACUUCACCCUUGAUUUACUAAUAUAACCUUUGAUCCAGGGAUGAGAGAUUGGUUCUAAAGAUGUAAUCCUGGAUCUUGCCAUUUGAUCCAUGAUCCAAUGAUGGUUUUCUUGAUGGAACCUUUGCUUUCUGUAUGUCUUGAUACCAUUAAAAUAUUUACUCAAAAG
Molecule: messenger RNA, 2765 nt
Organism: Strongylocentrotus purpuratus (purple sea urchin)
Lineage: Eukaryota; Metazoa; Echinodermata; Echinoidea; Camarodonta; Strongylocentrotidae
Gene: mkln1
Product: muskelin
Exons: 18
Coding region: 26-2296 (756 amino acids)
Cellular component (GO): cytoplasm
Molecular function (GO): protein binding
Source: RefSeq, a predicted model, not a curated record